Molecule: messenger RNA, 4150 nt
Organism: Jaminaea rosea
Lineage: Eukaryota; Fungi; Basidiomycota; Exobasidiomycetes; Microstromatales
Exons: 2
Coding region: 127-3858 (1243 amino acids)
Molecular function (GO): protein binding
Source: RefSeq, a predicted model, not a curated record
ACCAAAUCUCGACUCAGCAAUGGGACGCUCUGUCCUCGUUGCCUUCCCACCUAUCACUCAACACCUCAUCGCGACUAUUCUAUUCGCCUGAAGUUGCUCUCAUCGCGCAUCUCCGCAGUCGUUGCCAUGGACGACUUGCAGCCCUCGCCGCCACCUCGCCCGACGAUCCUGGCCCUACCACAUGAACUACUCCUGGACAUCCUCGCGCUUGUUUCCCCGCGGGAUGUCGCCUCCUUCUCGCAGACAUGCCGCGACGCCAACUCCCUCAUCAAUGGCGAGGGGACAGCUCCUUCACAUCUUUGGCGUCGACUGUUCCUCGAAGGAUGGGACGCUUUGCCAGACGAGGAGGCUGGGCAUAUGCGCUCCAUUCUCCAAUCUCUUACUCGAGCUCGUACGGACUUGCGCCUCGGGGCUCGCUCACACCCUCACCUGGCCAAGUCACACAGUCGCGCCCUCCAUAGCCUCAUCAAUGCCACCCACUCUCGUCUGCCGCGAGACUCCGCUGACGACCGGAAUGAGGACGCCCCUCGCUCUCGCAGCGCCGCAACCCUUGCCUCGAUGUUCCCACCUAGCUACGUAGGCGAUCGACGCUGGGCGGCCUUCGUCUACCCCAGGCAGGACGUGAAGCGCCUUUCCGUUUGGAACGAGGAGACAAAGCAGGAGAGGGCGAAGAGACUCAAGGCCAGCGAAGAGAAGGCCAAGAAGAGGGAGGCGGAUAUGGAGAAGAAGAGGGCACGAUCCAACAGCGGCAACAGAGGUGCAAAGUCUAUGGCACCUACGGAGGCCAAGAAGCGUCGUCAUAAUGACGAGGAGGGCGCCACUUCGAGCAGCCGUCGCCGCUCUGCCCGCAUACAACGCCGCACCGAGCUCGCGGCCUCGGACGUCUUUCUGCCUCCAUCCUUUCUCUCCUUCCUCCCUACCGAAAGACAAGCAGACCGCGACGAACAGUCCAUGAUGGCAUCCACCCGCCUUGAAGGACUCGCAGAGUGCCUCGAUGAAGAGGCGGCAGCGCACUUGCACGUGCUCCAUGGCGUGAGGCAGAUGCGCUUUCCUACGGAGGAGGAGAAGGAUCGAUUGCUCAAAAAGGCAAAGAAGAAGAGGCAGGUCGAGGAAGCCAAGAAGCAGAAGGAGGUCAAGGCUGCUGCACGUAGGCUGGCCGCCAAACGUAGUGCCAAGGGAAAAGGCAAGAGGCGAGAGGACAAGAAUGACAGUCAGCAAGACAUUCAACCAAAGUCAACCCCUUCACGUGGCUCACGCAGUAAGGUCAAGCCCUCAAUGCGUCGCUCUACUGCUGGCAGCGAAGACGAUUCGGAUUCUCUCCUCUUCUCCGGCUAUGAAUCGGCCGAUGGAGACGAGUACGCCCAGUACCCGUCAGUCAUGUCCGCCCAACACGCUCCAGCCAUGCCUCUCCCCGCGGUGAGUGUUCCACACUUUGGAGAACUCCCGCGUCUCUACACUUCUUCGGGUGAGGGGAUACAUGCCCGGCCCCGACUGCACGACGGACUCAAUAGCGACGAUGAAGACCUCUCUCGCCGCAAGGCAGGCCCUUCCCGUCAGCGGGAUAGCGCAUCUCGUACCCCCUCGCCCUCUCCAAGCCUCGACUCCGAAGGGCAGAUGGACGAAUACUUUGACUUUAGGGAGAUGGUCGAGGACGCCUAUGCGGAAGGCUUCUUUGCCAGCAUUGAGCAUCGAGACGCCGUGUUGAAGGGAGAGGCAGACCCGCCCCCGCAUAUUGAUGAGGCUAUGUUCCGGCUGCACAGCAGGAGGCUGGCGGAGGCUGCAGGGGACAAUGUGGAUAGCGAGGAGGACGAUGAUGACUAUAGCGCCAUUGAAAGCGCCUCUGACGCGUACGAUGGGGCUGAAUAUGACUCAGAGUACUUGUCUGCAGAUGAAGACGACGAUGGCGACGAGGAACUCACACCUGGACUGGACUUCGAAACGGCCGACUCGAUUGAGGAAUCCAACGUUUUCCUCGGCCAUCCUCAAGGUCCAGGCGGGGACGCUACUUUACGUCGCGAAGCCAGAGGAGUGGUGUACGAUGCCGGCCGCUAUGGUUACGAGAACGCUUGGGGACCUUUUAAGCCCUUCCGGACCCAACCCGCCGAGAUGCGCAAUGGGCGUCGCGGGCCCUUCGCGGGCUUGAAUUUGAUGCAGUUGGGGCUUGGCGCUGGUGCGCACGAUGAAGACGACGACAGUAGCGAUGGGGACAUCGAGGAAGUCGUGGAUAUGGAGACGCUUGAUGCUCAGGCUGCCGCAGAUGGAGUCACCUGGCAGCCCGGCCAAGAUGAGGAGGACGACCUCCCCGCCACAACGCAAGCUCCGGUCCUCACAAACGGCACAGCCGCAAUUGCCGGCUCUCCUCUCGCGACAACGGACGAAGAUGAUGAAGACUUCUCCGGCAGCGAAGACGAGGAAGAUGACAGUGAUGCCGCCUUCUCAGACGAUGGACUGCUCCCUCCCUUUGGCGGAUUGGGCCCACACAACUUCGCUCGGAUGGUCGCCCAUGUUGGCGCCUACUCUGGAUCCAAAGUGCGCAAUCGCCUCCAAGAUGAGAGAGAGAAGCGCAAAGCGCAACAGCCGCAGCAGCCUACUCUCCCGGCCCGCGCUCGCGUUGACUGGCUCCUCGCCGAAUCCAUCAUGCUCGUCGUACACGCCAACCUCCACUACGCGAUCCAUCGGUGCGGUUGGGGUUCUGGCUUCAUGCUGCCACGCGGCGCCCGUGGUGAUGGUGGCGGCACGAGCGACGGCACAAACGGGCGUGCACUGGUCAUGCCUGAGAUAAGGGGUCCGCUGGACGCUUGCUGCCAUAAGAGGAACAGGAGGCUUCUGUAUCCUCAUGCGGGAUGGGGAAUGUCGAGGGGCGAGGAGCAGCCAAAGGGCAAGGUCGAGGGCAUGGCUGAGGAGGACAGUGGUGAGCAAGAGGAGGGAGAGGAGAAGCAAGCUGAUAGAAACGACACCCCUGCCGUACAUGACUGGGCCAACGUUGAGUCUGCCACCUGGAUGGGCACCUACUUCUUCCUCGAUUACCCCAACUUCCUCCGCUACAACGCCCGUCUAGCCGAAGAAGUAGGCAAAGCCAAGGAGCCCUGGGCCAUCUCGUCUCGCCCGUACGGCAUGGACCCUAACGCCCCGCCCUACACCGGCACCUCUGGCCCAGUAGCACACGAGCUUCUCCAUCGCGCCGAAGCAACGGGCGAUUGCCUCGCUCUCCGCCUCACCCUGAAGCCCGCCGACUUGCAAACACCCGAAAGCGAGGAGGGCAUUGCGGACUCGGCCUCGUAUGGGGAAGAAGACCCGCAAUUUCCCACUCUCCGAUUCAUCGGGCGGACCUACACUCACCCGGACCUCGAUGCUGCAGCAGCCAUGCGCGCCCAAGCCGCCGACAAUGGCGAUGAGUCCGACCCUGAUGAUUGGGACACGGACGAUCCCUCCCCACCUGUCCCCACAGCCCGAGGAAUGGCACACGGCUUCGUCCGUCCAAUCUACAGCGAAGACCCUGCGCAACAACGUGCCCGAUACCACGCGCCCACCGACCGCUACCUACCUCUGAUCGUCGCACUACAGUGGCGCCUCACCCACGCCUACGACGGGGCGGAUCGCUGGUCCCUCUCUGGCGUCCAGGCCGGUCCACCGGGAACUCGCGCGCCAAUCUACGGUACGUGGUCGGACGUCGAGCGCGAUGAUGGAUCGCCUCUGGGGCCAUUUGCGUACUUCAAUGUCGAUUCGAGGCCGUGGCGCGAGGUGGAGAGACUGAGGGACGAGGAGCAUGCGAGGAGGGAGAAGGUGAGAGAGGGGAGGAGGAAGAGGAGACUGGAGAGAGAGACGCAGCUGGCGAUGGAGGGGGCGACGGGGGCGUGAAGGCGCAUGAUCCUGCCAUGAUUCAGCAGUGAUGAGCGCGGGAUGAGAAGGCAAAUAGCAAUGACCGCGGCGUCGCAAUGCGCAUCUCAUGAGGAGACCGCGGCGUCGCAAUGCGCAUCCCAUGAGGAAAGAAUCGAUUGUAUGAUUAGAGGAACGUGAUGAACAGAGAGAGAGAGAAAGUGACAAAUGAGAAGACAGCUUGGUGAAGUGAGAGAGUCGCGUGAAUUAUCGAGUCGGUCCGGUCGCAUUUUGUUGUGGUGUAGAGGUAGCGCUAAGAUUUGUAGAGUCGUUU